Molecule: messenger RNA, 941 nt
Organism: Cuscuta campestris
Lineage: Eukaryota; Viridiplantae; Streptophyta; Magnoliopsida; Solanales; Convolvulaceae
Source: the annotation of a GenBank genome assembly
GAAAAACAAUUCAGCCAUAUCAUAUAGACUUCCAUAUUGAAAUUAAAUAAAUGGAAAGCCGACUUGACUUGAUCAUUCUUGUUUGUAGGAAUUACCAGAUGUUCCUUUGUUUCUCAGUUUGCACAAUCUCUGUGCGACGCUCAAAUGCACUUCUCCCUCUGCCAUUAUAUUUCGCUCUGCAGUCCUGAAUGCAGGAUAUCGUAUAUCAGGAACUCAUGUGAAUCCUCUUGGGCUGAAGACAGAUGCUCCGAUGGAAGUCAUAUGGGAUAUAAUGCGGUGCUGGGUCAAAAAUCAUCCCGUGAAAGCUCAAUCACCUGAACUGUCUGGGAGCAUUAUUCUUUCCAAAGAACCUGUUCUGCAGGCAAACUUUUCACGGGCGGUUGCAUCACUGAGCAAGGCACAGGCAAAGAAGGUUGCACGUUUCCUUCCCAACCCGGAACGGCAUUGGGGCCCAAAACUCAGAGCAGGCCGGCAGAUCACGAGCAAACAUGUUUCUCUCUUGGGCCCAGAAGCAGUGAAUGGAUUAAUCAACAACAGCCACGACGAAGAGAGUGAAGAACCUGCAGCAAAGCGUACGAAGACAGAAGAUCCCGUUCUUGAUUCAUAGAGUUAAUUAAUCUCUCAAAAUUUAAAUGUCUUGCUCUCCCAUGCCGAGUUUUUGAUCUGAUAAUAAUAUGUUAAUUCUGCUGCCAUUGACUUGCUCAGAGAAGGAAGAAGCAGACCAUUCGAGCGAAGUUGUUUCAUCAAAAUGAAGAGACCACAGACAAGUGUGUUAAAAUUUUGAAUCCUCAAGGAAAGUCUUUUUUUAUUUAUUCGCGUGUUUUAUUGCUGUCCGUUCUCCUGUGUACAAACAAUAUUUAUUUGUGUUUUCGCCCAGCUAUGAAUCAUGAACUACCGAUGUGCUGGAAACAGAGAUUAUCUCCGGAUACAGAAAUUUUUAU